Alosa alosa (allis shad) is the source of this 1986-nucleotide messenger RNA. RefSeq names its product bloodthirsty-related gene family, member 1 (gene btr01). The transcript has 8 exons. Gene Ontology annotation, molecular function: zinc ion binding; protein binding. Lineage: Eukaryota; Metazoa; Chordata; Actinopteri; Clupeiformes; Clupeidae. The coding region runs from base 113 to 1873 and encodes 586 amino acids. The record is from RefSeq and is a predicted model, not a curated record.
AGGGUAGCCAGUGUGAUAGAGGGCAGCGGGAGACUAAAAACGAUAGCAAACAGGUGUUCAAUUGAGCUUUUAGAAGGACUUAAUCACAGACCCAGUGGGGGACAUCACCGGUAUGGAGCUGCCCAGUAGAUUCCUGUCAGAGGAGCAGUUCUGCUGCUCCAUCUGUCUGGACAUGUUCUCCAACCCUGUGUCCACGCCGUGCGGCCACAGCUUCUGCCUGGACUGCAUCUCCUCCUACUGGGACGGCAAGAACAAGCAGAAGGUCUGGCAGUGCCCACUGUGCAAGGAGAGCUUCCGCCGGCGCCCCGACCUGCAUGUCAACCACACGCUGAAGGAGAUCACCGAGCAGUUCAAACGCAUGGCCGAGGCUACCGACACGGCGUCAGCCAUGGCCGCCACCAGCGUUACCGCGGCAGGGGUCUCCUCGGCUGCUGCCAACCCCACCUCGGCCGUCUUGCGCCAACCCAAAGAGCUGCCCAACGAGUUGAUCAGUGAGAUGAAGAGCCGGUUCCAGAGGCCACUGGCCACUCACAGCGGCCAGCCGGCUCUACCUCCCUAUGAGGCCCACUCUCCACCACCUGUGGGGGUCACGCGGCGCUUCACAAUGGGCAGCCUUGGAGGCGAGACUUCCUCAGACGCACCUCCAUGCCCCGUGCACAGGCUAGGACUGGAGCUCUUUUGUCGUAAUGACCAAGUGUGCGUUUGCACUGCCUGUAUCGACAAGGACCACUAUGGACACUCAGUUGUACCUGCCAAGAGGGAGUGGGCCAUCAAGAAGGCUCACAUGGGCAUUGUGGAGGUGGAGCUGAAGGAUAUGAUCGAGCUGAGGGAGAAGAAGGCCAAGGAGAUCAGGUCCGCCUUGGCUGAUAUUCAGGCCAAAGCUGACCAUGAGGUCCAGGGCAGUGCCAGCAUGUUUACGUCUCUGGUGGCCACCAUCGAGGCCAGGCAGGCCCAGCUGCUGGAGGUGGUGGAGCAGGGCCGCCUGUCCGCCGAGCUGCGGGCACAAGUGCUCCUGGGCGACCUGGAGCAGGAGACGGACGAGCUAAGGAGAAGGAGCACUGCGUUCACACAGCUCUCCGAGUCUAACGAUUACGUCUUCUUCCUCAAGACCUUCCCAUCACUCUCUACGCAAAGUCCUAUGACACGUGAGUGGGCGCAGGUGUCGUUGACCCCUGACCCCAUGGCUGGGGCGGUGCUGCGUGGCAUCACUCAUAUGGUGGAGCGCCUUCAGGAGGAGCUUCAGAAGCUGCCGGAGAUCUGUUCGCAUUCACAAACAGAAACAUCACUUCCCUCAUGUCAGCCAAGACAGCAGAGUGUGCAGGAUUAUGCAGAAAAUGUGACCCUUGACCCCUCCACCGCUCACCCGAGGCUAGUCCUCUCCACCGACUACAAGCGGGUUCACUGCAGUGACCACUACCAGCCAGUGCCUGACUCUCCGCUGCGCUUUGACCGUGUCGUCUGUGUCUUGGCCGAGCAGGCAUUUACGUCUGGUCGCCACUACUGGGAGGUGCACGUGGGGGGCAAGACUGACUGGGACCUGGGCAUAGCCAGCCACGCCAUCAACCGCAAAGGCAAGAUCAUGGUCAGCCCCGCACAUGGCCUCUGGUUCCUCAGCCUGCGCAACAAACACGACUAUGUCUUCCGCACUGACCCCUCCACUGCACUGAACCUGCCCAGCAAGCCCCAGAGGAUUGGAAUCUUCGUGGACAUGGACAACGGGCUGGUCUCCUUCUACGAUGCGGGAUCCAAGCACCUCAUCUACACCUACACGGACACCUUCACUGCGGUCAUCCACCCUUUCUUUAGCCCCUGCACCAACAAGUCGGGCAAAAAUGAGUCGCCACUGGUCAUCUGUCCCAUCUCACAAGAGUAAGGGGAAUGGGACAUAUCGAUGCUAUAGACAUAAGCAUAUUCUUUCUGUAUUGUAUAUUGGUUCUGUAUAAUUUGGACUAUGUGGACAAAAUAAAACCUCAGAUGUAAACCUCA